Molecule: messenger RNA, 6419 nt
Organism: Drosophila simulans
Lineage: Eukaryota; Metazoa; Arthropoda; Insecta; Diptera; Drosophilidae
Gene: GramD1B
Product: protein Aster-B
Exons: 11
Coding region: 393-4331 (1312 amino acids)
Biological process (GO): intracellular sterol transport
Cellular component (GO): plasma membrane; endoplasmic reticulum membrane; endoplasmic reticulum-plasma membrane contact site
Molecular function (GO): sterol binding; sterol transfer activity
Source: RefSeq, a predicted model, not a curated record
UUUAUUUUCACACCGGACAGUAUUUCUCGCCCCCUUCGCUGCGGUCCUACUUUUUAUGCGCAAAAAGUGAAGAAUAUUUCGCUCCGUUCAGACGAAUUUAACUGAAUUUACACAUGAAUCUCAUUCGCAAAAAACUCAAAGAGCGCAUUUAGCUGUGCAAAAACUGAAAGUGCGUGCAAAAGCCAACGUAGCAGUGAUAGUACUCAAUUUUAGCAGCUGGAAAACCGAAUGAAAAACGACUUCCGCAGACGUCGAAAAGUGCCACAUAAAAGAAAUAGGUGAAAUAAACAAAUAAACGGUGGAGACUCGAUAAACAAAACCGCGGAGUAGGAGUGUCCAACGGGCGAAGGGGAAGGGCAGGAAGGAGGAGCGGCAUACCUCGCCGUGUUGUCAUGCAUUUUGUCACACAGCAACGGGCACAACAGCAGCACCACAAGUCCUCCGCCUCCUCGUCCAGCUCCUCGCUGGCCUCCAGUUCCUCGUGCUCCGGAUCGGGAUCGGCAUCGGGAUCGGGUCUCGGACUAGGAUCCUCCUCGCGCUUCGCCGCCCUGCGCAAGUCCGCCAGCCAGGGUGCCCUGCCCAAGUCCUUGGCCACCGCCCACAGCCUCUUCCAUCGUCCUUCGUCCACGCAGGGCAAGCACAAGCGCACCGCCAGCCUAAAUGCGACGCCCAUGAUUAAAGAUAGUGAUAAAACCAACCCAACAACAUCAAGUGUAACCAUAACCGCUCCGACUGCCGAAAGUUCGAGCAGUAGUAAAACCCCUGCCAAUGCCAACAUGAUACCCGAGACCACCCAGCCCGAUCAGCUCCAGUCACAGACACAGACACAAGCCCAGCUCCAGCCACAGUCUCAAUCGCCGUCACAGUGCCAGCAGGCGCAGGAGAAUCCCGAGCAUCUCCAGCAGCAAUCGCAGCCGGAGGAGGAGCUGCAGGCGGAGGCGCCUGGUAGCAAUGCUGGCGACAGGCGCGAUUCAAUCACCGAGGAGAUCACGAUAACGAGCACCACAAACAGCAGUCUAAGCACCAAACUCCUGACCAUCCAGGAAGCUGCCGGCGGUUUUGAGCAGAGCAGCGCCUCCGUAUCGACGUCCUCCAAACAGAUCGCUUCCACCACAGCCGGCGGUUCGCCACCAGCUGCUGCAGCUCCAGGUGCCAAUGAGUUCAACGGCAGCGUCCUCCGGUUAAGCCAGGCCGUCACUUCCACUAGUCCCGGCUCCAUCUCGAGUGCCGGCAACACAGCUGCACCAGGAGCCGCCCCGAGCAUUAAUAUCGUGUCCAGCGAGUCCACGCGGGAUCAGUCACAACAGCCGCACGGCGUCGACUUCAACGGCGCUCCAGGCGACAGUCCCAGCAGCCGGAAGAGCUCCACCAGCUCCAAGGGCAAGGCCAGCCAGGCCAAGCUAUCCACAUCCAGCAGUGGACGCGAUGAGCAGGACAUCUCGCAGCACCGGCUAAGCGAUCUCACCCAACACGAGCUAAGCCUGCUGCGCGUCGACCGGGAGCAACAGGUGACCAGCAGCAGCUCCACCUCCAACGAGAAGCCGGCCAAGCCGUCGAGGCUCUCGGAGCGGGCCAAGAAGAAGUCCUGGUACAACGUCAUCUAUCCCAACUACAAGUCACGGGCCGAGGACUUCAAGAAGCUCUUCAAGGACGUGCCCAACGACGAGCGCCUGAUUGUGGACUACUCGUGUGCCCUACAACGCGACAUUCUGGUCCAGGGCCGUCUGUAUGUGUCACAGAACUACGUCUGCUUCCACGCGAACAUAUUCAGUUGGGAGACCUACGUGAGCAUCAAGUGGAAGGAUGUGACGGCCAUAACCAAGGAGAAGACAGCACUGGUCAUACCGAAUGCCAUUUCGAUAUCCAGCGGCAAGGACAAGUACUUCUUUGCCACGUUCACCUCGCGCGACAAGAGCUUCUUGAUGCUCUUCCGCGUCUGGCAGAACACGCUGAUGAACAAGCAGUUUUCGCCGCAGGAGAUUUGGAAACAUGUGCACACCUGUUACGGCGACGAGCUGGGCCUGACCACCGACGACGAGGACUACAUUGAUCCCACGCUGAACAACGACAACGAGCCAGACUUCGACUUCCAGACGGCCAUAGAUGACGAUAGCUACUCGCAGCGCCAGUCGCAGCAGUCGAAUCAAUCCAACCAGUCGAAUCCCCUGCUUCCCCAGAGCGGAAACAGCAGCGCCAGCAGCGGCGGCGGCGUCCGCGCCUCUGCCCCCCGCAAGUCUAAAACGAAAUAUUUCUUCAAUUCGUCCAAGUCAUCGGCCAACGCCUCGGCCAGCGGAUCGGAUAACAAUAAGACCAGGGAGAGCUCCCGCAAAUUGAACAAGAAGAUGAAACAGAAUGCCAAGGAGCUGACGCUCAGCUCGGUGAAGCCGACGGAGCUAUCGGUGAGCGUCACCAUGAGCGCUCCCAACGUCAGCAGCAGCAGCACAGCGGGCUCCACCACUGCCUCCUCCUCCACCAUUGCCAACCACACGGGCUCUGGCUCCGGAUCGGGAUCUCUGUCGGGCUCAAAUACGGCGGCAGCCAGCGGCAGUGGCAGCGACAAGAUGAGCGCAGAGAAGAAGGUUAGCACGGCUUCGAACUCGGCCGCUGUAGCAGCGGCAGCAGCCGCUCAAACGCUGGCCAGUGCCAGUUCCGGGUCAGGAUCCUUGGAGUCCAAGAUGGAAAUGAAGCGAAAGCUAGGGAAAAUCCAUCGCCAACGCGAAGAGGGCAAAAAUGCUGCCGAGAGUGUGCCGACAGAUGUCUCCGACUCGUCUGAUUCCGAGGAGAACAAUUUGCCAUUUGUGCCCACCACAGAGUGCACCUCGACGCACGAAGGCCGCCAGAUCGUGCACACCAUUCUGCCAAUUAACGUGGACACCUUGUUUAAUCUUCUGUUCAGCAAGUCCAAAUUCAUAACUGAAUUCCAUGCCAUGCGCAAGUCAACGGACCUCGUGCUAGGCGAGUGGACCAAGAACGAGGAGGGUCUGCAAGUGCGCACAGUGAACGUCACUGUUCAAUUGGCCGCCUCUGUGGGGCCCAAGACCUCAAAGGUAACCGAGUACCAGACGCAGCGGGAGUGUAGCAAGCCGGGAGAACUGUAUUCCAUAGACGUAAAUAGUGUUAAUGCAGGCAUUCCAUACGCGGAAAGUUUCAGUGUGCUCAUACACUUCUGCCUGGCCAGAACUGUCGAUGAUCACACUAUGCUCUCAAUUCACACCCAAAUCAAGUACAAGAAGUCGAUCUGGGGCGUGGUCAAGGGCUUCAUUGAGAAGAACACGUGGGCGGGCCUGGAGGACUUCUUUGGCGCUCAGUUGCAUGCGCUCCAGAGCGAGACGUGCAUUCCACCUGCCAAGGGAAAGGGUCGGCGGCCGAGGAGAGGCAUGAAUCAGCAAUCCGCCACCUCCACGUCGACCACCUCCAUCACGACAGGUGCCCUCCAUACGGCCACCAGCACGGACAAUGACAGUAUCCAAGAGUCGCGACAUCCCCAUCAGCAGGAUCAACAUCAGCACCAGCACUUGCACAUGCACCAUCAUCACCACCAUCACCAUGGUAGUCAGCAUCAUCAUCACGAUGCCAGGCACUCCCAUCAUCAUCAUCAGCCUCUGCUUCCCCAUCAUCAGCAGCAUCCCCAUCACUGGCAUCACCGUAAGGCUGUACUUCAGUCCAGCAGAGGUACCGCCACCCAAAUUCGUCCUCUGGAGGAGGCAGUUGGUCCGGCCCCAGCCGGUGAUCCACUGGAGACCCAAAUGCUGGCCACGGGAGGUAUUCCCGGGGCGGCAGUCGGCGCCGCCGCCGGUCAUCCGCUGCUGCUCGAGGGCGGCAAGCAGCAACAACUCCACCACCAGCAGCAAAUGCACCAUCACCACCUUCAGCCGCACAAGCAGCACCUGCAGCAGCAGCAGUUGCACCUGGGCGGCGGUGACGGCCAGCCUCUGGCAUCGGGUCAAGGGUCACAGGGUCACAGACUUAGACACAAGGGCUUGUGGUUGUUGGUUAUACUCUUGCUGUGCUUGAUGCUGGCAUUAAAUGUGAUAUUAUUACUUAAGCUCUGGAGGCUGGAGGAACGCAUUGACGUGGAUCUCAAUCGGCGGGCCCGCAUGCCCAGUUUGGCGGCCUUGAGUGAGCUGCCGAGCACGAAUCAGGAAUGGCUGGAAUUGCUGCGAGACCAGGAGAUGGCGCACGAGAAUGAGCUGCACAAGUGGCAGCAGGUGCUCCAAACUGCCAUCGAGCUGCUGAAAAAGGUGAGCAUUGUCUGCGAAAAGAUCACCAACGAUAGCCACCUGCGUCAGAGCAUUGAGUCGAUGUCGAUGGCGGGGCGCACUGAAUUCUAAGCAUCUCAUUAGACGGUGAUUAACAGCGGCGAUCAGAGACAUCGGCAAACAGCAAGAGCGUCAACUAAUUGUAUCUUUAACACUCACUACCACACACAUGUAUAAUUGCAACGCGUUUCAUAACUGCAGGGCAGAUUUAAGGAGUCCAUUUAACGUCCUCAGCGUUAUGAUAAAUGAAUUUUUACUGGAUGCAUUAGUUUUUUCUUUAAGAACUUGGUUGUUUUCCAUUUGGAUUUAAUGUUUUCGGUUUUAUUACUUACUACCGCCAAAUUUAGUCUCAUCUCACGAGCAGAUGGAACGGUCUGAAAGUUUUGAAACGCACUGCACCAGCGGGCAUUUGUUACUGAUCUCCUAGUUAGCAAUACACAAAACCCCAACUUGUGCAUGUUCUAUACUCUCGGAUUAAGAUACACAUCCUCUGACACUGAAUGUUAAGGUUAAUGUUGAAAAUUCAUGUAUCCCAAUCAAGGCUUAACCUAUGUUUUCCAACAUCUAUCUCGAGCAGAGUUGAUAAGUAGUCCUUAAAGAUAAGUCUGGUAUUCCGUAGAACAAACUAAAGGCCAGCACGGUUAAUGUAUCAUGAAGUACGAUUGCAAUUGUUAUGAAAAUCCUUUCAAAAUUUUCAUAUUCUGAAUGAAGAAUGGGGAAGAGAUUUCCAUGGCACCACACAAACUCACUGUCAAAACCUUGUAUUUUUGUAAGUAAUUCUUAAUUUGUAUUUACCCUUGUAGCAAGUACUCAUUCACUCUCAACUAACCCUUUUUAUGUUUGACUAAUUCGUAUCUUGGAUGCUUCCCUGUAAAACGCUUUUUGUGUGGAGAACAUAAGUUUGCUUUUAAACUGUUUUACUCAAAAUCCUUUUGUUUUUCAGACUGAAAGAACUUUGGCUGAAAUCGUAGUACGCUAGCAGUAAAAUGUUUUAACAAAAUGUGCAAGUAAAAUGAAUCCAAUCCAAUUGUCUUCGACAAGUUAGGAAUACACCCGAAACAAUUUUUUGGGCCAAAAGCAAAGCCACCAAAAAAUCUGAAAAUGAAUUUAAAAUUCAACUAACAUUUAGUCACAAACCCAAUACACUUUGAAAAGAAAUUAAGAACACAAACCAAUAUGUUUGUAUGCAUAUUUAAGAUUAUGUUUUAAUGGUAAGAAAAGCGCGUGUAAUGUAUGAUCUAAGUAGCUGCAUUUUAGUUAGACUAGAGCAAUUGUUUUGUUUUUAUCACGGCAUUUACGUGUAGCACUUGUUUGCUUGGCUUUGCUUCAGACAAAUGUAUCUACAAAUCCUCAAGUAUUUCAUAUCUCACAACAUACCAAAAACCGAAACAAAUCAAGAGAGAGCGCCCUGAAUUUUUGUUUUAGAAAAUUCAUUUACAUGUCGAGCAAGCGCAAAACUGGCAAACUGGAGAGUAUAUAAUAACUAUAACUUUAAUAUAAUUGCCAGUCCAUGGCUAGGGGAAAUUUGAUAAAAACGAUUAUACAAAAUACUUAUUGUGUACAAUACUUUUGUAAAACCAAUCGAAACAAUUGUGAGCAAUGUUUUCGUUCUUUUGUAUAACUCCUCCCAACUCUUUACCCUUUUUCGAUUUUUGGCGCCCGUUUACAGACGAUACCGAUACCAAUACCACAACAAGAAUCAGAAACAAGAUGCUUCGAACUAUUUAAUCCAAAUCGCAAGUCCAGGCUAUGGCCAGUAACUGCGUAACUCUAUAUACACCAUAUAUAUGAUCCGUAUAUAUGGCCAAGUAUUGUUAGUCUGUAGUAGUUGCAUUUUAAUGUACCAGAGCAAAAAUAAACAAAGCAAAAGCUAGAAAAAAAGCAGAAACUUGUGCGAAUUGAAUGCGAAGAGAAAACUAAAUCGGAAUAAUUAAGAAAAUACAUUUAGAUCUAAGCAAACAAAAUUUAUAAGUUGGUUAAUACCACGCUAAAAACUAACUCUUGUCAAAUUAAUUUGGGCCCUAGCUAAAUUGGCUUACGAUAUGUGUCACAAGUUAGUCUUAUUAAACAGAACAUACAAGAAUAAGAAACCGAAUGUUAAGCGGCAGCAAUGAAAAUUCUAAUUUAUUAUAAAACCGAAUAAAUAAAAUAAAAAAAUAA